UGCUACCAAUGUUUAGGAGGGAAGUCCUAUCAUUAUAUCGUCGAAUUUUCCGAUUAGCUCGGCAAUGGCAAGCUACAACAGCAGCAGACACUGAGGUAGAGAGACAGUAUAUUCGCGACGAAGCGCGAAAGUUGUUCCGUGGAAAAAAGGACGUGAGUAUUAUAUCUGGAAGAUAUUCAGAUCUCCGUCUAAGGUAGAAACUUAAAUCCCAAGCUGGUAAAUUGAGUAAGAAGUUGUUCCAGCUAACUAUCACACGAAUGCAGAUAAAACAUAUGCAUGUCAUGACAAAGUCGCAGAGGAGUUAGUGCUUGAGGUCGUAUCGAAACGACUUGUACUGAAACAAAUUUGUGUCAAAAUGACUAUUUCUCACCCCAUCCCAGCCUGUUGCCCAUAGUUCACAACCCUUUGUGUUAAUGCUAAGAUCUGUUUUUAAGUUUCAGUUCAGCUCCUAAUCUUCUUACUGUUUUACAACAUCCUAUAUAUCAUUGUCAUCAUCAUUAUCACAUUAUUGUCAUCACGCUCAUCAUCAUCAUCAUCAUCAUCAUCAUCAUCAUCUAUUUUGGUGCUGCUUGGCCAACGACAAUAGAUACUACAGUCCUCCGUGCAGGUUCCAAGGUGCGGCCAUAUCCUUCAACAUAAGCAUUGAUAAUCCCUUCUGUUCAUUUUUUUUCCAUUGGGUUCUUCUUUAUCAUCAACAUUUUAUGGCUAAACCAUGUAUACUGGUGGAGUAGCUAUGCACCUGUUUAUGGGCCUGGCCUAUAAGCAGUAAUGAUCUGGGUAACUCAACAAAGUCAGUCCAAGCUAGUGCCCAAAUGCACAUUCACUAUGUGUAAUAUACAUCUCUGUUAAAAUAUUACAGAUAACUGACCCUGAGGAGAUUAAGAUGCACAUUCAUGAAGCAAAUGCUCGAGUUGAGAUUGGUAUGUGCUGAAAUUUUAUUAUCAGUAGCUGUAGCACUGCAUACUUAACCCUGAAAAAAGGCGCAAUUGUGAAGAUCACUUUUACAUAAGGUGUAUACUGAAGAAAAUGCUCUCAAGCUGAAUGAAUCCAUGGGCUUCUGAUGGUACCUGGAAGUCAACUCAGCUAUUUAUCCAUUUGUGGUGCCUUUGACUGAGUUAAUUUGACAUAGGGUAUAGAGUUUCUUAAUAAACUGAGCUGCUUGUAAAUGCAGUUGAACCUCCAUGGGCCACCCUCAAGGUACCAGCAAAUGGUCAUUUAAUAAUGGAGGUUUGAAUUCGCUCAAUAGAAGUUUGUCAUAAAUUAGCAUAACAUGAGCAUAAUCUCUAGCAGAAACAUCACUGUUAUUUUGAAACAAACACGCGACAGGAGCAGCAUUACUGGUCCACAAUUGCAUAUAUGCCAACAACUCUCCCGGAUAAUCUGGGAGUCUACCAGAUAUAUGGCACUGAUGGCCGUUUAUAGAGGGUGGCCGCUUAAUGGGCGGUCAACUGUAACACUGAACAGUAAUGAUUGUUGAUAUAAUUUUUAUAUUUUCCCUGUAGCCCUUCACUAUGGAUCUCCUUACCCAAGACUGGUAAGCUUUUGUGUAAAGAAUGUAUUAAUAUUAUUAUAAAUUAUGUUAUUACAAAGUUAUUAACAAAAACCUAUGAAAUGAAAAUUAAUACUUCUUAUGCCAAAAUGGUGGCAAGUAAAGUUAUUCUUCAGUUUUCAUGAUAAUUGCCUCAUUUUAAGGUAUAUUAAAGUUCUUUUAAAUUCUUCAGAUACAAAGGGCUUGUUAACGUAAUACAGAAAAAAAGCAAUACUGUCACCAUUGUGGAAUAAAGCUUACACAGGGUAUUUUUGCUUUCAUUUAAUGUGCAAUUUUUUUUUAUUUUUCCCAGAUCCACAUGCCUCCUACAGCAGUCCCCAAAACAAACAGAAAACAAAGAAAAGCACAGGAACGCCUUAGAAAGCAAGCAAAACCAAUUUACAUGCUCUCUGAUGAGGAUGUUGAUAAGUGAAAGAUUUCCAGGAAGUGCAUGAUUUAAUUCUAAAACAGUUAAAAGAAACUUCUUUCACAAGUCGUAACAGUGUUCAGGAUGAUGUUCAUAAUGGUAUCUGCACUGCUCAGUCUUGAUCAAGGCUCAAGAAAAUGAGAACAUCAAAAUGAAGGAUCCAUUAGAGGCAUUUCCUGCUGCUCGUUUGUGAGAGUAUGUUGAUCACAGAGAACUGGAAAAGGCAGAUCAUUUUGACUAGUAUUUAGUAGGAUCAGGCAGUUUAAGUCUCAAGACAGGCCUGCUAAAAACUAUAUGAAUGUGACUUGUGGCCCAUUUACCAAGUCCUUUAGAGGUCAAAAUUUGGAAUUUUAGCAUUGGCUCGAGAUUUAUGAAAACUACAGAGGCAAGAUGACAGCCAGGGGUCAUUACAAAUUUUCUCAAUGGUAUUCCACAGUUCAUUGUCGCUUUUUAAAGUCAAAGCAAAUGAUAAUGCUUAGGUUUGGAGACUGAAACUGGCAAACUGUGCUCUGAAUCAACAUUGCAAUUUUUGGUCCACAAUUUUUGCUCUACAAUUAAUAUAAUCCAUAUCUCCAUAUAAUCGGGGAUGGAGGAUAUCAGAGUUGGUUUUGACUAGUGGAGACUGGCCUAAAGACUCUAUUUUCCACCCUCUAUUUUUGCAAACUCUAUUUUCAGUCAUGCAGGUGGCAAAAAUGCAUGCAACGCCCAUGGGAGUGAGCAGCAGUGCUGGAUCCAGACCCUGAGAUAAGAAGAUGGAGGCCCGGUCAUCCAGAUAGAUAAAGGGGGAGGGGUCUACAUUUUUAAGCCUUCAGGCCUCAUUUUGGUUUAAAAAUAAGGGGGGCCAGGGGGCCUGGGGUCCUGUGCCCCUCCCCUGGAUCCACCACUGAGCAGUAAGGUGACCCACUAACACCAUAGCAAUUUUGUACCUUUCUGGUAACAUUUUGAUACUUACCGCCUUUUUUCUCAUUUUUUUCUUUUCAUUUGUUUUUCUUUUUAAUUGUAUUCUUUUGUCAGGGGCAGAUCCAGGAUUUUUCUUAUGAUAGGGUGCACUAAUAAGGAAUGACUGGUGAUGUAAACAAGUUUUAAUACAGAAUACCUGCAGUUGUAUCACAGGCAGCCCAAACUCACGUUACGAGGAAAGAGUGUAAAGUAAUUUACUUACCAUAGGUGACACAUGACCUUUCUGCUAGACGUGCCGGUGUCGCAUUACAGGCGACCAUUGAAAAUAAGAGACUUUCUAUGAGAAAUAAAAUACUGAGAUCUUCGAACACAAAAUAACGUUAAAUCUAAUUUUUCCUUCAAUGAAAUAAAUAAAAAAGACUUACC
Molecule: messenger RNA, 3281 nt
Organism: Porites lobata
Lineage: Eukaryota; Metazoa; Cnidaria; Anthozoa; Scleractinia; Poritidae
Source: the annotation of a GenBank genome assembly